AUGUGGUGGAAGUCACGGCUUCGGCGUGGUGGCACUUCUAGGUGCAGACUCGCACCGCAUCAGUCAUCUGCGCCCGAUCCUGCCUCUGGUCUUCUAGAUUCGGCUAUGACACUGGGCUCAGUUUGGAGAGGAAACAUUGUAGUAGAUAUGGUGGAAGUCACCGUUCCUGUGCCCACCAUGCUGUGGAACAAAUUGCAGACAUCGAUAACAACCGGUGUAGCCACACUUUCUUUGAUUAAUACGCUCUUGGACUUUUUCUGCGAAGAUGUCACCUUCGAGCUUAUCCUCAAGUAUCUGAUGCCCCUGGGAGAUCAGCCGGCUGUGCGCAAACUGCUAUCAGAUCCAAACACCCUGUUGAUUUCAGCCAGCCAAUUCCUAACGCUUAUCCCUCCCUACCUGAAAUCCACAGGAGAUGGCGACUUAGACCUGGAUGAAGGUUAG
Dibothriocephalus latus is the source of this 441-nucleotide messenger RNA. NCBI's taxonomy places the organism in Eukaryota, Metazoa, Platyhelminthes, Cestoda, Diphyllobothriidea, Diphyllobothriidae. The record is from the annotation of a GenBank genome assembly.